AUGUCUCUUAAAUAUCAACUCAAUGAAUUACAUGCUUAUCGGUAUUCUUAUUACAAGGAUAAUAAUCCAAAAAUCUAAGUAAGUUUUUAAUCAAAGAAUGCAAAGCUUAAAAAAGAAUUAGGUUAUAAUAUUAAUAUCAAACAUUUGCCAUCAACUGCUGAAAAUCAAGAAAAUGAUGACUUAAAGAAGUCUAUCAAUUAAUUACCAUCAUCAAUUGAUUCAUUAAAAAGUAAUAUACUAAGGAGAAAAACUUAAAUAGAUUGGUUAUAUUCAAAAAAAGUUGAUUAGGAAAAUAUAUUAAUGUUGAAUCGAGUAUUUGUGCAAAACUUAUUUUCCCAAGCAUAACUUAUUGAAUUUGAUGACAAUUAAUUGCUUUUUGAGAUUGAAGAAACAUAAAAAUAAUAAUUAACUAAUAGCAGACUUAUUGUAUUCAAGUUUCUGAUCCAAAAAUGUUUCCAAAGACUUAAGUUGCUUUAAUUGGAUGUUUUGAUAUAAUGUUCAAAAUGUAAACAAAUACUUUAAGCUGCAACCAAUAUAAUAAAAAAGACCAAAUCACUUGCGAUAUUCAUCAGUCACUGCAACUAAAAUAUAAGGAUAGACUUUUUUCAUAAUAAUGAUUAAUUCCCCAAAAAUUAAGAAAAUUACACUUCUCACGUUGCUUUUGUCUCUAGGAGCUAAGAAAAAGUUGUAAUUAUUAGAGCCAAAUGCGCUGUAAUUUGUAAAUGCGAAAAUGAAAAUGAUUCAAUAUUAACUCUAGAGAAUCCAUUACAAUUGAAAGACGGAAUUUAUACUCUCUUGGCAAACGAACCUUAUCGGAAACUCUGCAGAUAUUGUUGUAGAGAAGUCAUAUUAUAGUAGUGCGAACUUAUGAUAUUGCCAUGAUUGAUUUAUUAUUUUUAUUAUUCUUUAUUUGGAGCCAAAAUAUUGUUUUAA
Molecule: messenger RNA, 933 nt
Organism: Paramecium tetraurelia
Lineage: Eukaryota; Ciliophora; Oligohymenophorea; Peniculida; Parameciidae
Exons: 2
Source: RefSeq, a predicted model, not a curated record